This is a messenger RNA of Phyllotreta striolata, 726 nucleotides long. Lineage: Eukaryota; Metazoa; Arthropoda; Insecta; Coleoptera; Chrysomelidae. The record is from the annotation of a GenBank genome assembly.
UUUCAUAGUGGUUUCAAUUCAACCAUUUCCCAGGUUAUAGAGUCCCGGUUAACUAUUUUUUUUAUUGGAAGUGAGCAGUCGAGAUGGACAGAAAGUUUGCACUUUUCAUUAGUUUUCUAUGCAUUUCGAACCGUUUCCAAAGCACGCUGGAACAAGCCCCACCUAGAUCGAAAUACAUCAGCAUCCUUCAAGAUAGCAGAGACGAGCCGACACCUGAUGGAACAUUCGGUUACUUGUACAAAACCGAAGACGGAAUAGUCAGCUCGGCCAGAGGCGGACCAAACGGAGCCAUCCAAGGCGGAUUCUCCUACACCGAUCCCACCGGUUUGAAAGUGAACAUCAACUACAACGCCGGAUCGAGAGCUUCGCCCACCGCGGUGGAGCCUUCUUCCAGACAACGAACUCCAGAAGCUCCGAGGUACUACGGAAACGAGGCGAAUCCUCCAGCACCAGCUAGAGCCCCUGUUUACAGACCCCGACCUCAACCGCAAUAUUACGACGAUCCCGCGCAAGAUAUUCAAUACGAGGCAGUAGAAACUAAUCCUCGUUACAUAUCGAGACCUCGCCCUAAACAGACGCCAAGAUCGCGGUAUAUUUACAGGCCGCAAUAUUAUCAACCACAACCGAGAAGAAGUCAAUACAUUGACAACGAUAUUUACGAGGAGUAUCCCUAUUAGAAUCCAUUUUUGUGAAAGAUACAAUCUAAAUAAACCAUCCACUUAUCAC